CACUGACACAUGUAGAGUACAAGCGACAAGCAGCGGCCAGACAUCAACGCGAGUGGACAGUUCCAAACAGAGUUCUCGCUUCCUCUAUGGAAAUUACGGAAGACAUUCCCGAGCGCUCGUUUAACCAAACCGCAGCCGAUCUUUCCAGUCAUAACCAGAACAUCUGAAAAGGUGACGGGACGGCAACAGUGGAAAUACAAUCUGAAAUCUCCAUUUGCUUGACUCUUUCGCAGCACUGAAGUAUUGUCGAGUUUGCUGGACUGUGCGCGUUCUUUUUAUUGUCUACCGAGAAAACAGACUGCUGUACAUUUCUCACCAACCAUUCAACCAUUGCAUUUCAUAUAGACACAAUGGUGAACCCUGGAGGAAGUGCCCAGCCCCCACCUGUUGGAGCGGGAUCUCUGUCGUGGAAGCGCUGCGCGGGCUGUGGGGGAAAGAUUGCCGACCGUUUUCUCCUGUAUGCCAUGGACAGCUAUUGGCACAGCCGCUGUCUGAAAUGUUCCUGCUGCCAGGCCCAGCUCGGAGAGAUCGGCACAUCCUGCUACACCAAGAGUGGCAUGAUCCUAUGUAGAAAUGACUACAUCAGAUUAUUUGGGAACAGUGGGGCGUGCAGCGCGUGUGGUCAGUCCAUCCCAGCCAGUGAACUGGUUAUGAGGGCACAGGGAAACGUGUACCAUCUCAAGUGUUUCACAUGUUCUACCUGCCGGAACCGGCUGGUCCCUGGUGACAGGUUUCACUACAUCAACGGCAGCUUGUUCUGCGAACACGACAGACCCACAGCACUCAUCAACGGCCAUUUGAGUUCACUGCAGACUAACCCUCUACUGCCUGACCAGAAAGUGUGUUAGGAUGUAGGAGUUGCUCAAAGCAGGAUGUGUGCCUUCAUUUCAGCCCCUCGCUCAUUGUCACUGAAGACCUUUUCGGAUCGGACCCCAUCCCACUCCUUUUCUCAAAGCUCCGCUACUCCAAACCAGAGCGCCGAUCUCAGGCUUGAGCUCCACCUUGAUCUGCAAUAGCCAGAGCCCCCCUUUCCCACCCUUUACUCCAAACUCCCGAAUCAUGGAUGGAAAAUACCCAUGAGGCCCUGGAGGGGGGAUACUGAGGACUCUAUGAACUGACCCAGACGAGACCUCUGAUCCUGAGGGACUCAAAGACUGACACAGAGAGAGACCAGCUGGAGGAUGUUGUUUUUGAGUAAAAAAAGAGACAGAAAGGGUGAAAUUAAAAUGACAAAUGAAGCUGAUCCACUACAGCGAUUUUUGAAUCUUUCGUAACACUUGUUUGAAAAUUUAGUGGGGGAAUACUGACUUUCUUUUUGCCUUUAUAUUUUUGUCCUACCUUGUCUAUUCUCCUUUUCUUCACAACAUGGUAUCUUCUCUUUCUAUAUUUUAGAUGUUGUAAAGGGAACGUGUUUCAUUUCAGAUGAUAUAAAAAUCCUGAAGACUGGGUUCAAAGAAGUAUCCGUGGCUUUUUUGUGGAAAUCAAAUCAUGAACACUCUUGGUGUAUUUGUAGAACUACCAUGUACAGUACGUAUGCAUGUAAAUGUUUUUGUCCCAUUGUGGCUACCGUACAUACUACACACAGCAGCUAACUCUAUUCCAUUUUCCCAAACAAAAAAUGAAGCUCAUAGCUGUCAACCUAUAAAUGCAGAAUGAGAGAGAAUUCUAUUUGUGAUAUUUUCAGAGACAUUUGCUCCAAUAUGGUGUAUUUAAUUAAUAAAAAAAUGAAAUUAAAACAUCCCUUUUUAAAUCCUAUUUAAA
Molecule: messenger RNA, 1761 nt
Organism: Cyprinus carpio (common carp)
Lineage: Eukaryota; Metazoa; Chordata; Actinopteri; Cypriniformes; Cyprinidae
Product: LIM domain transcription factor LMO4
Source: RefSeq, a predicted model, not a curated record